Trypanosoma brucei brucei TREU927 is the source of this 2400-nucleotide messenger RNA. Its product is annotated as gamma-tubulin complex subunit, putative. The record is from RefSeq and is a predicted model, not a curated record. Gene Ontology annotation, cellular component: spindle pole; centrosome; gamma-tubulin small complex. Gene Ontology annotation, molecular function: gamma-tubulin binding; microtubule minus-end binding. NCBI's taxonomy places the organism in Eukaryota, Euglenozoa, Kinetoplastea, Trypanosomatida, Trypanosomatidae. Gene Ontology annotation, biological process: microtubule nucleation; meiotic cell cycle; mitotic cell cycle. The transcript has a single exon. Bases 1 to 2400 code for a protein of 799 amino acids.
AUGUAUAUAUUCUUUAGUUGUUUUAUUUUUUUAUUCUUUAUUUUUUUUAGUAUGUCUGACGGGGUGCAGUAUUCAAAAGACGUUUUUCCUGCUCCUAAGUGGCACAGGGCGGAGGGUGAUAGCGCUGCUAAUAGGGAAUGUGUGCAGCGUGUUGUUCCUUUUAAAGCUGUUUCUGCGGGGGAGAACGUUGAUUCACUGACAUGUGUUGGUGGUAGGCUUCCCUCUGUGGAUUCUCUUUCCUCUCCUUUGGAGGGUGGGGAAAUUGUGGGUAAUGUUGAUGAUAAGUUAAAGCACUCUCAUGUUUCUGUCGUUGAUGAUCGUCAACCAGUGAGUUCUGUGACCGGAAGGAGAGGGAAUAGUUUCGAACUUCCUGGCAGAUUAAUUGGUCGCAGGGAUGGUAGUGGUGGUGUCGUUGGCAGUGGGAGGUUUGAAAUUACUCCGUUGAAGCCAUCGUCAACGAUAUCUGGAAUCACACCUCGUCAUUUUGACGUGCUGCAUCCUUUGGAAGAUAGCGCUGACCGUGGUAAGCAUGAUUUUGUAGGUGGUGUGUUGAAUGCGGCGAAUGAUGCCGGAGGUGCGAAGGCCAUUGAGGAGUUGGAGUUUAUAUCGGAUAUGUUGUUUAUGUGGAUGGGUGUUGAUAAAACGAAAUAUUUUGCGUAUGAUAACGCAUGUUGUCGUUAUGAAAUGAACUCUGGAUAUGGUACCGUUCGUCAGAGGCAGGCUUUUUCUGCUUUUCAAGAGUGUGGUUGUCUGGCACAUCAAAUAGAUGACGCUUUGAGGGGCGGUACGUCGGAAAGGUCGUUCUUGCAGCAAAGCCUUCGUGGAGCUGUUCGUCGGCACCUCUCACAGUACCACACUCUUGUAGCGUCUUUUCGCGGGCGGCAGACGCCGCCAAUGGCAUUUGGUGAUUUGGUGGUUGCGUUCAAAAGAGUACAACCGAAACUUCGGGUUUUGCACACAAUGCUGAAGGAAACAGAAAACGUGAAGGGUGGCGAACUGGCGUCUAAACUUCAACGUCUGGUACAGCAGGGGUCAAGAAGACUAUGCGCACUGCUGUCUGAUGUGUAUAUGGAGGCUGUGAGUCCUCUCCUUCAUAUGACGGUGUCAAGCAUUAUAAAAGGUGAUGUCUCAGAUCCAUUUAACGAGUUCUUUGUGAAGUCCGAUCCCAGAGUUGAAGAUACGUCAGACACGUUUUGGUCUUCUAAGUUUUCCCUUCUGCCAGAUAUGUUACCAACGACGGUGUCGUAUUCGCUGGCGGAGCGGAUCAGGCUUGUGGCUAAGAACGUCAGUUUCAUUCGAAACUGUUGCAGGUGCAAGCAAUGGCACAUGGACCCCUCCAUUGUUGCAGCCGCUCAAAGUGCAACAUUUGAUACGCUGGACAGUGUGGUUCGUGAUGCCAUGAGGUUCACCAAUACUGCAGUGCUCCGACUGAUUAGGGAGGAGUUCCACCUUGACAAUGUUCUGCGUAUGGUAAAUGCCUUUCUUCUAGUCGGAAACGGAGACUUUUACGAGGUCCUUAUACACAAAUUGGAUCCCGUGCUUGGUAGGAUGAGUCACAUGGUGCAAACUUCACUGGUGCGCGACCACAUGCAAAGCGCCUUGCUUGACAUAACUCCGCACACGAAAAAUUUGGAUACGGAUCUUUUCACGAUGCUCCACUGCGAGAUAGUUAAGGACGAUAAAAUCAUUGGUUGGGAUGCAUUUGUUGUCACAAUGUCGGUGCCCUCGCCACUCAACAAUAUCUUCGAUGCCAGUGCCAUGAAGGUUUACCGGCGCCUGUUUCGCAUGAUGUUCAAGGUGAAGCGGGCAGAAGUUGCUCUAAAAAACUCAUGGAGGCAGAGCGUUGUUUUAGAUAGGAUCAUAGGAGGGCUGCACAACGCGAAGCGGGAGACAACUGCGUGGCGGGAAGUGGCUGCUGAUGCGCACCUGCUUGGUCUGCAGCUAAACCACUUUGUGAACAACUUAUGGUCUUACCUUGUCGCAGAGGUUUCAACCGUUUCAUGGGAUCUGCUUAUGCGAGCUCUUCGCCAGUGCAACUCCAUGGAUGACAUCCGCGCAGCGCACAUAUCCUAUCUGCAGUACCUCACCCUUCACUCCCUUUUGCACGGAGACUGUACUUCCAUUCGGCAAAAUAUCGAAAGCGUUCUCAGCGUAGUCCGACAAUUCGUUGGAGCCCAGGCAGUACUGACUUCACUGCUGGAGCGCGGUCACGGUGACGUGUUUUCCAUUAAGAACGAAUACCAGAGGCUGGCUGACGACUUCCAACGUGAGAUUUCCUCUCUAUUAACCACGCUGGAAGAGCAGCAUUUGCAGUUCGACUUUCUUAACUUCCUUCUUCUGCGUCUCAACUUCAACCACUUCUAUCACGAUAAUGCAUUCGGCGACAACACAGAGUUUUGA